UACUACCAGUUAUUUAUAAUAUGAUGAAAACUUUUAUCAUUACCAUUAUUAUCACAUUUGUGUCCAUCAGAUUAAUAGACAGCGGACAGGGAGACGAUGGUACAUUCCUCGAUGCCGUCAGAUAUACCGUUCCGACCGAAGAACCAGAAUUUGUAGGUCAGGUGCCAAAUGUGACGGCAGCUAUUGGAAGGGACGCCAAAAUACCAUGUGUCGUCAAGCAUUUGGACACUUAUAGGGUGGCUUGGCUUAGGGUCGAGGAUAAGACUAUACUGACGAUUCAUCAUCACGUGAUUACACGCGAUAACCGAAUCAGUUUAAGUCUAACGGAUAACAAUGUUUGGACACUUCAUAUAAAGGGUGUUCAGGACUCGGAUCGCGGAGGCUACAUGUGUCAGAUCAAUACAAUGCCUAUGAAGAGUCAGGUCGGAUACGUGGACGUGACGGUUCCGCCCGAUUUUAUCAAUGCUGACACCAGUACUGACGUUAUGGUUAGAGAGAACCUGAAUGUCACUCUUAAAUGUAAAGCUAAAGGCCAUCCCCAGCCCAGACUUAUGUGGAGACGUGAGGACAAUCAGCCACUAGAGUACGGCAAUUGGCAACAAAACAAGAAUCAGGGCAUAGACUAUGAGACCACAUUAGAGGGGGAAAAGUUGACAAUUUAUAAAGUAAGUCGACUACAUAUGGGAGCAUAUCUAUGUAUCGCACAAAACGGUGUCCCGCCGUCAGUCUCACGACGUAUUGUAUUACAAGUUCAUUUUCCGCCAAUGAUAUGGAUUCCCAAUCAAUUAGUCGGUGCCUCCAUUGGAGGUGAAGUAACACUAGAUUGCAAUACAGAAGCCUUUCCUCUAUCAUUGAAUUACUGGACAAAAGAUGAUAAUUAUAUGAUUGUUUCGAGUGAUAAGUAUAAGACAUCCAAUUCAGAGAAGACAUAUAAAGUACAUAUGAAGUUAACCAUCAAAAACAUUGAUAGUUCCGACUUUGGCACAUAUCGAUGUUAUGCCAAAAAUAGUUUGGGAUCCACACAGGGAUCCAUCAGACUUUACGGUUAG
Molecule: messenger RNA, 1049 nt
Organism: Oppia nitens
Lineage: Eukaryota; Metazoa; Arthropoda; Arachnida; Sarcoptiformes; Oppiidae
Product: lachesin-like
Exons: 11
Coding region: 21-1049 (342 amino acids)
Cellular component (GO): neuron projection
Source: RefSeq, a predicted model, not a curated record